AUGAAGGCAGCACUGCUCCUAGCCACUAUCUUUUGCAUUCAGCAUGCCUGGGCCAACACUGAAAAACUGGUUCUGCAAGUGGAUUCUCGAAAAAUGACAUCUUGCGACCCUCAUUUUGAAGUAUCAAGCAAAGCACGAGAAGCUACCUCAUUGAAACCACCAUUCUCAGAAAUACAGAGCAGCAUUAUACCACAACGAGAUGUCCAAUGGUAUAGUUUAGACAAUAUUAAGGAUAAUGCUAAUUACGAAAUUAGAAUAUCGUAUCCUGCUAUUACACCAGCUGAUUUCUACCUCAAGAUCUUCAAUCAGUGCAAACGGCCAGAUGGAAGCUUCUUAUUCACAUUGCAAGUAGCUGCUAAAUACACAGGUGUAUCACAAAUCAAAGACAUGGAGAUCCAACCGGUGAUAUAUAACCUAGUGUUAGAGAAUUUAUACCUUGGAUUUCUCUUUUAUCAAGUGUACAAGAUUGUGGUGGCCAUCAUUGUCGUUUUGGGUAUUGGCAUUUUUCUCUGGAUGCCCUAUGUGAAGAGCCUCAUUAUGAAGAAGGCGAAAUAUGAAUAA
Molecule: messenger RNA, 561 nt
Organism: Mucor velutinosus
Lineage: Eukaryota; Fungi; Mucoromycota; Mucoromycetes; Mucorales; Mucoraceae
Exons: 2
Coding region: 1-561 (186 amino acids)
Source: RefSeq, a predicted model, not a curated record